AUGACCUUUAGCUAUCAAGAUGGUAUCGCGUUGUUGCAGCUCAUCGCGUUCGUGCCCUGCCUCUUCCUCGCCAUUCUUUUGUGUUACCAGCAAGGAAUGAAGGCCGUGGCAUCAUGUUGGAGAUUCCUCAUUAUCCUCGCUUGUCUCCGAAUCGCCGGCGCUGUAUGCCAGCUCAUCACCAUCACUGAUGACUCGAUCAAUGUUAUCACCACAAAAAUCACAUGCGACUUGUUGGGCAUCGCUCCCCUAACACUGGCUGCCGUGGGUUUGCUGCAAAGAGUGCAUGUCUGGUUCAGAAACGCCUCGAUCAACAAGCUCUCCAAAUGGAUCUUCAUCUUUGUCAGCAUCGUCAGCUUGGUCGGGUUGGCCCUUGGUAUCGCCGGCGCUAUCAAGGCCCUCGAUAGCUACACCAUCCCCCGCAUGCUCCAAGCCGCAUUGGGCUUGUUCGUCGGCUGCUUGGGUCUCCUGCUGGCCAUUAUGGGGUACCUGACCAUUUACCGCAACGAGUUGCCUCGCAACGAGAAGAUCAUCCUGUACUCAGUCCACGCCUGUGCGCCACUGCUCAUCGUACGCACCAUUUACGGCUGUUUGGGUGAUUACACGAGUAUCGCGCGGUUCAACCUUUUUGAGCCCAACCCCACUGUCAAUCUCUGCAUGGGCGUCCUCGAGGAGAUUAUUCUUAUGGUGAUCUGCCUCGCCGUUGGCUUUUACUGCCCCCCACCCAAGGAGCCUCAACCUGGUAAGUCUUGUCAUCAUUUGAACUUGAUUGAAUGUUUUCGUGAGGAAUACACGCUGAUAAUUCUCAGAUGCUGCCGACACGACGAAUUCAGACGAGACCAACAUUGUGGAGAAAGGCUCAUCUCCCCCAGCGAUACCCGCUCUGAGACCGUUGACACCAUGAACAAGGAGAAAAUGGCUGAGGAGGGACGCAUGGGGACCUCGACUGCGGAGGCUGUGUAG
This is a messenger RNA of Penicillium crustosum, 960 nucleotides long. RefSeq lists its product as uncharacterized. Lineage: Eukaryota; Fungi; Ascomycota; Eurotiomycetes; Eurotiales; Aspergillaceae. The record is from RefSeq and is a predicted model, not a curated record. Bases 1 to 960 code for a protein of 319 amino acids. The transcript has 2 exons.